This is a messenger RNA of Symbiodinium necroappetens, 840 nucleotides long. NCBI's taxonomy places the organism in Eukaryota, Dinophyceae, Suessiales, Symbiodiniaceae. The record is from the annotation of a GenBank genome assembly.
AUGAUCAAGGUGCCUCAACAAGAGGCCUGGACAGCCAUAGUAGGCAUGUUGGGUGAGGAGAACGUCGCGACCUUAUCCUUGCGAAACGCCAGUUUCAAUUUUCUUGCCUUGGAUGGAGAAGGUGAUUUGCUUGACAGCAAUCCACAGAUUAUGAUUCUUCCGGUUCUUUCGAAGCAGAAUGUCAUAGACUGGGCUGGAGAGGCCUACAACGCCGUUUUCAUUGCUGGUACACCGGACGCAUACAAGAAGGCAGGAAGUUAUGAACGCACCCCACGUGCAACUAUGCAGCAUGUCGAGCAGGCUUUUCAGACUUUUGAAACAGUUGCUUCGACACUGGUUGCCUUGUAUUCAACAGACCGGUUUGAACGCAUGGUUACCCUUGGUGACAAAACAUAUGGGAAGCCGGACGCAUCGAUGCAAUCUCAGUGCAGAGUGUUUCAACAGUCGGUGCAACGGAAUGGAUUAUACGUCCCUUGUCCAGGUGAAGACUUGAGGUUUCCAUACAUUGCUUUUUCCGAGAACAUGCCAGGACCAGACGUGAAGCAGCCCUGGAGACCAGGAAGCGGCCAUUGUGCACCACACCCGCUCCUGUUGUUGGCACGCAGCUUGAACUCAUGGGCGAACAUGCGUGCAGGCAAUGACACAAAGAUGCGAUUCGUACCGGCUUGCAUGCCGCCUCUGGAAGCAGAGUUUGACGAAGUGGAAUGGGAUUUUUUCGAAACACUUCACCGGUUCCAGAUGGAAGACCGCUUACGCAGAGGAUCACCUCCUGCGCAGCAGGAUCGGCUUCAGCACAUGCUCAGACAUGUGGACAGUUUCACAAGCAAGGCCGAUCCUUAA